Molecule: messenger RNA, 2128 nt
Organism: Mercenaria mercenaria
Lineage: Eukaryota; Metazoa; Mollusca; Bivalvia; Venerida; Veneridae
Product: carbonic anhydrase 1-like
Exons: 8
Coding region: 92-985 (297 amino acids)
Molecular function (GO): carbonate dehydratase activity; zinc ion binding
Source: RefSeq, a predicted model, not a curated record
CAGACGUACUGCGUGCAGUGUUUACUUGCAAGCUGUUAGGUGUUUUAUGCAAAUCCAAUGACAACAACUUUCAUUAAUAGUUAGGACAGAAAUGGAGCUCAAAGCAAUUAUUGUUAUAUUAUUAUUGAAAAAUAACUGUCAAAUAAUAUUAGCGUCCACUGGAAUCCACUGGAGCUAUGGUGACAAUGACGGACCGGAAAAAUGGCCAGAAUUAUUUCCUAACAUGUGCGCAGGAGUGAAGCAAUCUCCAAUCGACAUUCAACCCUUCGAUACGGUUUAUAAUAAGCGUUUAACAAAUUUCGGGUUCAAUGACUCGCCUGAAGAGGGAACAAAAUUUAUAGCCCAUAAUAAUGGACAUUCAAUUCAAGUGGAUACUGAAGGCAAGUUUCUUCUCGAAUAUGGCGGUCUCCAUUACAAAUACAGAAUUAGCCAGUUUCAUUUCCAUUGGGGAAAUGCCAAUGAAAUAGGAUCAGAACAUACAAUUAAUGGGACAGCUGCCCCAAUGGAGAUGCACAUUGUAAGCUGGAACGUGAAUAAAUACAGUAGCAUGGCAGAGGCAGCCACGAAAUCAGAUGGGCUAGCAGUUUUAGGGAUACUAUAUAGGGUUUCAAAUUCUAAUAACCAACUCCUAGAACCACUUGUACAAGUCAUUCCAAAACUGAACAACAAUGUAGAAAUCCCCGUUGUUUCUCCGAGUGCAUUUUUGCCGAAUAGUCCAGAAAAAUACUACAGAUACCAUGGAUCAUUGACCACCCCAAGAUGUUACGAGAGUGUUACCUGGACCGUGUUUAAAGAAAGACAAACAAUAACAGAAAGUCAGUUGAACGUUUUCCGUCAGACACUGGUGUCACAUACGACUAAAGCAAAACCAAUACCUCAUCCUGCGGAAGGAAUCAAUGGUGAAGGACUGGAACACUUAGUGAAUAAUUUCAGACCAGUACAGCCUUUGAACGGAAGAGUUAUCCAAAGAAGUUACAAGGUUUAAGACGUUGUGUAAAUCGAUACACGGAAUUCGAAUUCCCUUCAUAAUAUUUACUCAAGAAUAUCUGUCUUACACGAUUUAUUCACGACACCUGUUCACGUUGUGCAGCAUUUAAUCAUUCACUUUGUUUUUCAUUAUUCUUGUUUUUCAGCGUAAUGGAUUUUUUUUACAUCUAUUAGUUAUUGUCAUUGUCCAGACGUGAUAACGAUCAAAGAAGAACGACAUGUUUUUUGUAGUUGCUUUGUUCAGAAAGUAACAGAAACAGUAACACCUUGAACAAAUAAUAAAUAUGCUAGUGGUAUCAUUAAAAUGGAACACUUACCUUUGAUGCGCCGAUCUACUGGAGCUUUUUUGUUGUUUUUUAUUUUUCAAAACGUGAAUGGACUUUAUCGUCUCCUGGUGUCUGUUCGGCGAAACGUCAAUGCCACCCUCCUGAUUACUUUUAAUUUCUCAAAACGCCGAUAAAAUUGUCCCUUUAGCCUUGUAGAGAAACACCCACUUUAAAGAGGACGACCAAAGCAAUAUGCCUGCUUAAUAUUCUAAUGACUUCAUAUUUAUAAUUUGACUUGAUAGGAGUGACGUUAACAACUCACGUAAAUUUUAAGUUGUCUAAUGAACACGCGGCUUGGACAACAAGUAAGAGAAAUGCAAUGUAUUAGAGAAUGCAAAAUAGAAACAGAUCUGAAUGGAAUAGGAUGAUGUUAUAUGACGUAAUUUAAAAGUUUCUGAUUGUGUUUUCCCAAGCUCUUGUAUUAUUUAAUGUUUUGCUCAGAUUUAUAGAUGUUUUUAUUUUAAAAUCGAAUGACUGAAAGAAUAAAUUUUACAUAAAUAUUAUAAAAGUAUAUAAUAUUUUCAAAACGUUAUGUAAUUUUAUUCGACUGGGCCACUUGUUCGUUGCUAUAAUUAUUAUUUAUUGGACAACCUCGAACUUUAUGCAUAAUAAAGUUAUUUUAAUACUAUUUUUGUGGCAGAUUUUCAAGCACUUAACAUGUUACCCUAUAUUAUCUUAAAGUUAAUAGUUACCAAGGCAACAGGGAUGUUUAGAAUAUCUUCAUCAUUGCUUCUCUCGUGGUUUCCUAAAUUCAUGUAAUUUGUCAUUCUUGUCUCUAUAAGUUUCAAGAAAUAUAAAUUUUAAAGUAAGAAAUG